Molecule: messenger RNA, 1375 nt
Organism: Cuscuta campestris
Lineage: Eukaryota; Viridiplantae; Streptophyta; Magnoliopsida; Solanales; Convolvulaceae
Source: the annotation of a GenBank genome assembly
GUUCACCCCUAGAAGCAAUUGACGGCAAUAUACUGAGCGAAGAGAUGGAUCUGAGAAUCUUCAAGUUUGGGAAAGAAGGAGGGAUCAUCAAAGCUAUCCAGAUUACUGGCAUAAUUCAAGGAACCGACGAGGGUACGAUCUCCACAUCCCAUGGAUUCAACGCGAAAGUCUCAAUCAAUCUCACUCAUUCCGAAUUCAAACCAAGGUUUUUAAUCUCUUUCACUCUAAUUUUAACAAGAACUUCUGUAUUAGUGAAAUUGGAAAGAGGAAUUACGAUAUAUGGUUUGACGUCGAUGGAUUAAUUUGGAUUCUUGAGCUAUUCCCCAAACUAAUUCAGAGAAAAUCCUGGGCUAUCACCCGAUUUGAAAAGCAUCGGAAAAUCACCAUUUCUUUUGGAUAUAAUAGCUGGGGUAAUUAUAUUCGGAUACUUGAAUCGAGAAGAGAGGGGAACACCUCCCUCUUUGUUCCUGCGGAUAGAGGGGGUAUGGUCUAUUUUUUUGAUGCCAUUGAAGAGUUCAUUGGUUCUAGAACAGAAGGAAAUGUUGCUACUGCUUCAGGGAAUGAUAAGUUAGGAAGAGAAGUAGAGGACCUAGGUAUUGUUAAUCCUCUGCAGCUAGAAGAAUUCCCAAGAGUAGAACAAGCUAAAAGGAACUCUUCACUGGAGCCACUUAGCCGGGAAGAGCAAUGUUUAAUUGACGGGCUGUUUAACCAAAAUUUGGAGGUGCAAGCAUCACGUUUGGGGGACCCUAUGCAAUCAGAGCUGGACCUCAUGAUAAUUGAUGAUAAAGUAGAAGAUCAGGCACGAGGAGACCUUCAAAAACAGUAUGAGAUGCUAAAGCCGAUUUUCGAACAACACAUUAGCGAUGACUUUGAGAAUUCUCUUUGGAUGAUCAAGGAAGCGUUACGCUCGCCUUUUGUCAAGGAUAAGAUCCAACAGGGGCUCGUGUCAACACUUCGGGGGAAGGCAAUAAAAGCGACAAGGGAGGCUAUGAAGAGUGCACAGUGCAUCAGGGCUAUUAAACUGAAAGCAACCAAAUUGGUUCAGGAUUCCUCACCGUGCAUCUUGGCUAGACUUUCUUCAGUGCCCUAAAAUUGGAGUCAUGUUUUGGGCCUACUAUGCUGUUCUCUCACUUCUCUGCAUUUACAUAAAGCUUGGAGCUGGCAGACUCUUUACGCUUCAAUGUAUAUUCCGCAAGCUGUAUUCUCAAUCAUGGAAUCAUCAAUGUAGGGAAGACAGUACACAUGGGUUAGGAGGCAUUAUUAUUUUCAUUGGGACCUCUCCCUGCAGGAUUGUGUUUAGACUAUAUGCUUGGUUGUCUUUUUGGUUUUAGACUCUGCGUAAGGUUGUUUCAUUUGUAUCUUUCCCUUCUUUUUU